UUGCCCGCCUUCUGCCUCCCGCCUCCGGAUUCGAGCCGCGUCGCGCCGCGUCUCAGGACGUCUGGUCCGACUCGUCCCGGUUGUCAUCCAGACCGCGACCAGCGGCUCUGGUCCCGGUGCCGGUCCAGGUCCCGUUCUUGUCUUGGCGACGACAUGUGGAGCGGCCGGAUGGCGCGCCUGCUGGUGGCGCUGUUGUGCGCCGAAGUGUCCGCGGCGGCGGCGGCGGCGGCGGACUCCGUCGACUGGGCGGAGACGGUCCCGACGCUGCUGUCCGGACCCGGCAACCCCGACCGCCUGCUGGUGUCGCUGUCGGCGUUCGGACAGAACCUCCGGCUCGACGCCGCCAGAGACGGCGUCGGCCUGCUGGCAGAGCGACUGGCGCUGGAAGAACGAUGGGCCGCCGGGGCCGCGCCCGCCCGUUCGCAAAUGGACCGGAACCAGCUCUGCCUCUACUCGGGGUCUGUCCUGGACCGACCCGGGUCUCUGGUGUCCCUCGCUGCGUGCGGAGGCCUGACGGCCUUGGUGCACGUGGGCGGCGAGGUUCUGUUCGUCCGUCCUUUGGAGGAGCGAGAGCCGAGGAACGAGAGUCGCUCGGGAGCCUUCUCGGGCCUCAAGCAUCAGGUGCUGCGGCGGCGCCGGAGCGAACGGGACGCGGAUCGCGCGUGGCAACGCUGCGGAACCGCGCGACAAGACGUGGAGGAGCAGAAGAGUUCAAAGGUCACGGAGGAAGAGGAAGACCGCGGCAAGCGCGCGGCCGUCGGCGUCGAGGACGCGUACACGGUGGAGACGCUGCUGGUGGCCGACUCCGACAUGGUCCGGUACCACGGGGCGGAAGCCGCCAAGAGGUUCUUGCUGACCGUCAUGAACAUGGUGUCCAACAUGUUCCAGCACCAGAGUUUGGGCGUGAGGAUCAACAUUCGGGUCACCAAGUUGGUUCUGCUCCACAGCCGCCCCGAGAAGCUGAAGGUCGGCCACCACGGCGAGCGUUCCCUGGGGAGUUUCUGUCAGUGGCAGCAUGAAGAGUUCGGAAGGGCGCCAUACCUGGGGAGCAAUCGCGUUCCCGGGGGACGGGACGGAAUCCCGCCGGUGGACAGCGCCGUGCUGGUCACAAGGACAGACUUCUGCGUCCACAAGGAGGAGCCGUGCGACACCGUCGGUAUGGCCUACCUGGGCGGCGUCUGCAGCGCCAAGAGGAAGUGCGUGUUGGCCGAGGACAACGGCCUCAACUUGGCCUUCACCAUCGCGCACGAGCUCGGGCACAACGUGGGCAUGAGCCACGACGACGACCACGCCGCCUGCGCCGGCCACGCCUACGUCAUGUCCGGCGAGUGGGUGAAGGGGCGCAACCCCAGCGACCUAUCCUGGUCGUCCUGCAGCCGCGGCGACUUGCAGAAGUUCCUCAGGUCCAAGUCGAGCGCGUGUCUGGCGCACACGGAUCCGAGGACUCGCGAGCAUCUGCCGCUGCCCCCGAAACUCCCCGGGAUGCAUUACAGCGUCGACCAACAGUGCCAGAUCCUGUUUGGGAGCAACGCCACGUUCUGCUCCGACAUGCAGCACCUGAUGUGCGCCGGCUUGUGGUGCCUGGUGGAGGGCGACGGCUCCUGCAAGACCAAACUGGAUCCUCCUCUGGACGGGACUCAGUGCGGCCCAGACAAGUGGUGCCGUGCGAGCGAGUGCGUGAGCAAGACGCCCCUCCCGCAGCACGUGGACGGCGACUGGAGUCCUUGGAGCCCCUGGAGCAUGUGCAGUCGCACGUGCGCCACCGGCGUUGGCUUCAGACAGAGGAAGUGCGACAACCCCCCGCCGGGUCCGGGCGGGCGACCCUGCCCGGGCGCCAACGUGGAGCACAAAGCUUGCGAAGGGCCCCCGUGCCCAAAAGGGGCGCCGAGCUUCAGGGACCUUCAGUGCUUGUCGUACGAUCGAAACGGCGGCAAGAAGAAGAGCGACGUGCUGACCGCCGUCGUCGACGACGGUGACGUAGACGCCCCCUCGCCGUCCACCGCCACCUUUUGGAUGCGUGAGAUUCAUAUUUUAGGUUCGCGCGCAGAGAAGCCGUGCGCGUUGUUCUGCAGCCCGGCGGGCCGCGACGUCCCCGUGCCGACGGCCGACAGGGUGAUGGACGGGACGCCGUGCGGACCCUUCGAGGCCGACCUGUGCGUCAACGGCAGGUGUCGGCCGAUCGGAUGCGACGGCGUGGUCGGGUCUUCGUCCAAAGAAGACGUCUGCGGCGUUUGUAACGGGGACGGACGAUCGUGCGCCGUCAUCAGAGGAGACUUCAACCGCAGCAGAGGCAUGGGCUACGUGGAGGCAGUUGUUAUUCCCGUGGGAGCUCGAAGGAUCAGAGUCGUGGAGGACAAGCCGUCGCACAGCUUCCUGGCUCUGAAAGACGGCGGCGGCGGCGGGAAGUCGAUCAACAGCGACUGGAAAAUCGAACUUCCGGGCGAGUUCCAGGUGGCCGGCACCACCGUCAGAUACGUCAGGAGAGGAUUGUGGGAGAAAAUGUGGGCCAGGGGGCCCACCAGCGCCCCGCUGCACCUCCUGGUGCUGCUCUUCCACGACCCGAGUUACAGCAUUCACUACGAGUACACACUGUCCCUGAACGCAUCGCAGGGCGGUAAAGAAAGGCAGCACCAGAACGACGACGACCGCCAUCUUUACAUCUGGACCCACAGCGGCUGGAACUCCUGCAGCGUGCCCUGCGGAGGAGGCGAGAGGACCACGGCGGCGUCGUGCGUGCGUCUGGCCAACGGGUCGGCCCGGGCCGCGGACGAUUCUUUCUGUGGGCCGGACAGUCGGCCGCCGCCGCGAGUGACGGCGUGCAACCCGCAACCCUGCCGCUUCCGGUGGACGGCGGGCGAGUGGGGCCCGUGCUCGGCCACGUGCGGGACGGGCACGCGGCGCCGUCGGGUGGCGUGCGUGCGGCGGCGCCACGACGGCGCGUGGGAAGAGGACGAGGAGGCGGAGGAGCGGCGGCGGGACGGCGCCCGCUGCCCGGGUCCGCGCCCGCCGCCCCUGCAGCCCUGCGAGGGACGGCGCUGCUCCGGCCCGGGCGUCUGGGAGGCGUCCGAGUGGUCGCGGUGCUCGGAGGGUUGCGGCGAGGGGGUGCGCGCUCGCAACGUCACCUGCGGCGGCGGCGGCGGCGACUGCGACCCGCUGACGCGACCUCGCCGCCAGGAAGCCUGCCAGGACCGCUCGCGCUGCUACGAGUGGAAGACCGGCCAUUGGUCCAAGUGCUCGUCGUCGUGCGGCCGGGGUCUCCAGUCGCGGGCGGUGCAGUGCAUGCACAAGGUGACGGGUCGCCACGGCAACGAGUGCCCGGCGAGCGGGCGGCCGCCGACCUAUCGGCCCUGCGGGCCCGCCGAAGCCUGCCGACGGGAGGUCGCCGGCGUGGACGGCAACACCAUCACCUCGCCCAGGCUAGCGGCCCUGACCUACAAAUGCUCCGGCGACCAGUGGCCCGUGUACUGCCGCGUGAUCGGCAAAAAGAACCUCUGCCAGGACAUGCGCUGGUACCAACGCUGCUGCCAGACGUGCAGAGACUUUUACGGCACCGGGACCUCGUGACCUCCGACCCCAAGUGACGGGAAGCGAGCAAAAGCCGACGUCCGGUUCUCCGACUUACUUCCCGUCCCUCCUUUCGGCUUCUUCCGUCUUUUCUACUCGCGCCGCUCACGGUUCUGCUUCUAAUUCCAGCUCGACUUGUAAAAGCCGUCAAGUGGUUCUGCUUGUGCGUACGUUCCUCCUACUUUGGCGGCUCUUCCGGUGCCGCGGCCCGCUCGCGGUUCCGCUUCCAAUUCCGGUUGUGUCCAAUUUUGCUUCUCCGUUUUCUUUUGCAACUCGCAGUGGUUUUCCCCGCUUCUUUUCUUCCUUCUUCGAGUUGUUCCGGUCCGACUUCUACCACCCUAACGCCGGCUUCCCCCGGGUUCUACUUCCUGCGCCACUGCACACUUUGAAAAGGAAUACUAACGAUCGCGCAUGCUACUCCGCUAAUAACUUAGCCGGCGUGACCCCGCCCCCGUCAGUAGCAGGAAGUGUUUCAUGUUUCAUUAGCCUACUGAUGCUAACCUUAGCGCAUUGCUAACCAAAAAGAAAA
Syngnathoides biaculeatus (alligator pipefish) is the source of this 4093-nucleotide messenger RNA. It is a transcript of the gene adamts17, whose product is annotated as ADAM metallopeptidase with thrombospondin type 1 motif, 17. Bases 154 to 3564 code for a protein of 1136 amino acids. The transcript is spliced from 22 exons. Gene Ontology annotation, molecular function: metalloendopeptidase activity. Lineage: Eukaryota; Metazoa; Chordata; Actinopteri; Syngnathiformes; Syngnathidae. The record is from RefSeq and is a predicted model, not a curated record. Gene Ontology annotation, cellular component: extracellular matrix. Gene Ontology annotation, biological process: proteolysis; extracellular matrix organization.